Messenger RNA from Rhipicephalus sanguineus (brown dog tick), 3522 nucleotides. Its product is annotated as zinc finger protein 239-like. Gene Ontology annotation, molecular function: RNA polymerase II cis-regulatory region sequence-specific DNA binding; DNA-binding transcription factor activity, RNA polymerase II-specific. Gene Ontology annotation, biological process: regulation of transcription by RNA polymerase II. The transcript is spliced from 7 exons. The record is from RefSeq and is a predicted model, not a curated record. Bases 62 to 1306 code for a protein of 414 amino acids. NCBI's taxonomy places the organism in Eukaryota, Metazoa, Arthropoda, Arachnida, Ixodida, Ixodidae. Gene Ontology annotation, cellular component: nucleus.
AGCUUUGCCAACGUUGCUCGUUGCAUCUCAUGCCCGAGGUUGAAGCUUUGUUUUCUUCAGCAUGGUAUAUUGCUCUGUGCCGCAGUGCCGAACGUAUUCGACCGAGCCCGGUGUUAGUUUCCAUGCAUACCCCAAAACCAAGGAGCAGCGAGAUGCGUGGUUGAUAAAGCUUAAAAGGGGGAAGCAACCCAGCAUCCAUCAGCGCGUGUGUAGCAAGCACUUUCGCGAAGAAGAUUUUGUGUACUGCGUUGGAGCUAAAAUGUUCGGCUGGAAAAGGCGGUGCCUGGUUCCCGAAGCAGUGCCGUCGCAAAACCUUCCUGACCGGCCCUUGGACCGGUCAAAACACACCGAGCGUCGCCGUAACCGGGAGCUGGAGAUAAAUGAUCUGCCAUUGGCAGAGGUCUUCGCCAAGGACAAAGAAGCAGCAGUGGACAAUGAGCCGCAGCCCUCCACCAGUACAGCGGAAUUCGUAGACGAACAAAUGACUGCUGCUGCAGAUAUUGAAACAACAAGUGCAGAAAGACCACAGAACAUGCAGAAAGCUUCAUCCAAGGGAUGUCAGACCAGCCUACCCAGGACCUGCACGCAAGAAACCCAGACACAGGAACUUGACGAGAAGUCUGGUGCUGAGCUUCCAGAGAUGCCUCUGAGAUGUGACUUUGGUACGACCACCGGUCUGGAUUUCUGGUGCGAGUCAUGUGGUGGCAGAUUUGUGACAGCCAAGCGACUGAAAGCACAUCAGCAGACCUCGCACAAGCACAAGUGCCCCCACUGUCGCUAUACCACCGACACAAAGGCUAGUCUCGAACUGCACGAAGUGAUGCACAAGGACUAUCGCGUCGUUUGCAUCAUAUGCGGCAGGCGUUUCAGCAACAACGAAAGCCUCGAGAUACACAAGCAGGUACACACCGCGGUGAAGCUGUACGAGUGCGACGUGUGCGGCCAGUGCUUCAACGUCCUGUCGAACAUGAGGCGCCACCGGAAUCUGCACUCUGGGGCCGUUGGGCCACACACCUGCUCCGACUGUGGCCGAGCAUUCCACCAGAAGUCACACCUCAGGUCACACAUGCGGACCCACACGGGCGAGCGGCCAUUCCAGUGCAGCCAGUGCAACGAGCGCUUCACCGAAAUCGGCAGCGCCAAGAAGCACGAGCGCAUGAUGCACGCGGGGGAGUACCCGCACUACUGCCCGCACUGCAGCAAGGGCCUCGCCAACACCUACAAGCUCAAGAAGCACGUGGAGGCAUGCUACCGUAGGAUGGCGAAGGAGGAGGCGAACCAGACGACGGAAACUAUGAUGAAAUGAAAGUGGUGGCAAAUGCACAGACUACCAGCCGUGGUGGCCUUACGUCCUCAGGUGUGGUGCUUCUAAGCAUUAACGUGCAGCUCUUGCAGGCGCAGUAGACCUUUCCCCGGGGUACUUCACGCAGCACUGUGGUGGCAAAUGCACAGACUACCAGCUGGUGGCAAAUGGUGGCCAAAAUGGUGGCACAACUGUGGACUACCAGCCGCGGUGGCCUUACGGUUCAGGUGUGGAGCUGCUAAGCAUGAAAGUGCAGAACAUGAACUUGUAUAGCGUAUCACGGAAAAUGAAGAAACAGCCGAGCCAGCCAACCUAAAGGACAGAACGCCAUGUACUUUCAUUUAGCCGUUUCUUUAUUCUCCGUGAUGCGCUGUAGCAUUUCAAGUACGAUAAAUCAACUCGGCCAAUCAUCAACACUUGAACAUGCAGGCCGUGCAGGCACAAUAGACCUCUUCAUAGGCACUUCACGCAGCGCUAACUACGUCUUGGUUCGACGUCACCAGCACGUGUAGUGACCACGGAUGGCAAAACACCAUCACUGCCACUUUAAUGUAUAGUGCAGUCUUGGUGCAGUUGCACAGUGCUUGGUGCAGGAGUGAGCGAUGUAGAAACGUUUCUUUUUUGUCUUGAACAUCUGUAAUCAUCUUAUCGUUUAGUUUACAAUAUGUGCGAGAGAACAUACAUGUGUGUGGCAAACUGUGUGAUGAAGGACUAGCCAUGCUGGCUGGCUGUUUAACUUGAAGAAGGGAACCCACAUUGUGGCUUCUGCGAGGAACAGCAACAUUGUCUUCGAAAAUGUGCCAUGUUUGUUGUGGCAUAUAGCAAGGAGGUUUACAAAGAAUUGCUGGAGUGGAAAUCAUGCCUCAAGAGUGAAGCUGUGCCCACCCUAAGAUGACAGCUGCAGCAGCCAUCUUAGCAGGGGCAAGAUAAAAGGUUCGCGUUCAGCGAAGAAAAGGGAGUCUUUUCCUCCCAUGCCCUACGAGUUUAAUAUGGCAAAUUGUUUCUGGACAGAUACUGCUCAGUCUGUGUUUUGUGUUACUAGUUUCCUCAAGAAAUUUCAGAGUCAUGGCAAAUUGAAUUGGUGAUGAAGCCAUCAUUGCUGAUGGCUUGUUACUUUUGUCGGGAAAAACAGUCUCUUAUUUUAUAAUUAACCUAGCUUUUAUAUUAAAUGGAUACUGACACGAAAUUUUGUAGUUGUCAUUUUUUUUUUUGCAACAAAUAAAAGGUGGUACCCUCAAAUGUCUAGAAAAUGUACUGCUAAGCUCGAUUAUACCCUGAAAAAUUAACAGCAUGUUUUUAAAGGCUAGUUUCAUUUCCUACUGUACCCUGAUGCCACAACACGGUAUGAGCCUCUCGUCACAUGCUCAUGCAAGAUCGUAGUAGAACAGCGCCGGCGAAAACAACAGACCAGACGAGGAGACGAGGUUCGUCGAGGAGACGAGGUUCGUCGUCUAACAGACGCGGGGUACCCGCGAGCAAUUCUGUCUAGCGUUGCAGAAAAGAUGCUAAAAGUGAUGAACCAAGGCGCUAACGCCAACCGUGCAGCAGCACAAUUGUGCGGUACAAAGAAUGUCUCCGCUAUUCCUUACGUACAUUCCGUUUCGCACAACUUGAAGAAAGUGGCGGAAAGGGCGGGAGUAAAGGUGGUGUUUACCGCACCCGACAAGCUGGCAAAAAUGUGUCGGGCGGUUAACGCAGAAAGUAAGACACCUGUGUGCACUAAGAAGCAUCGCGACAGGUUUGUACAGUGCACCGAUAAUGUGGUUUACACAAUCCCUUUGUCUUGCGGUGCGUCAUACAUAGGCCAAACAGGAAGAUGCCUAAAUGAUAGAUUAAAAGAGCACAAGUACAACACAACGAAAGUGGUAUCGGGGCAUCUAGGUAUCCAUUGCAGAGACUGCGGUUGCGCACCUCGAUUUGAAAGCACUGGCGUCAUGUACAAGUCAGCUGACAGGUUAACAAGGGAGGUUGUCGAAGCCCUAGAGAUUAAAAAGCUCGGGGAAUCUUGUGUCAGCAUGCCUUCUGUUUUGCUUUCAGAGAAGGAUGUCAGAUUUCUUUCAGGAACCGUUUUGCACGCACAGUAGGAGUGACCACGUGAUACAGUGUCAUAGCUUUUGUAACCUUCUUUCUUCUGUUUAUUCAUGUGAAGGCAGUAUUUAUUCUGUGCAGAUACCGAAUAAACUUUCAGUUGUUAGUGCGCCUUGUGUUACGUGUCCUUC